AGCAUCUCAGCAUCUUUUAAUGGAAUCGAAGACUUUGACGAAACUUCAUAGUUAUUUCAUUUUCUGACUAUCAAAUAUAUCUAGCAUUGUAUGUUUAUAUUAAGGUGACAGUCAAGAACAAAUAUUUCUUCGGAACUCAAGCAAAAUGCCCCUAAGAGUUCUCACAGCACUUGAUCAUGCAAAAACUCAAUGGUUCCAUUUCAAGGCGAUUGUGAUCGCCGGAAUGGGAACCUUCACGGAUGCAUAUGAUCUCUUUUGUAUCACGCCGGUGAUCAAGCUUAUCGGAAGAAGUUAUUACAAUGAUCACCAGGGCAAUAUACCUCCGGGAGUUGUCUCGACGAUGAUGGUAAUAGCUUUAGUCGGCAUGGUGAUUGGGCAGCUUACUUUUGGGGCACUUGGAGAUCGUAUUGGCCGUCGGCGAGUCUAUGGUUUUGCACUAGUCUUUAUGGUGUUGAGCUCAUUACAGUCCGGCUUUUCUAUAUGCAAGACUAGGAAGUGCGUGAUAACAAGUUUAUGUUUCUUUCGCUUUCUUCUCGGCAUUAGUAUUGGUGGUGAUUACCCGCUUUCAGCUACAAUUAUGUCAGAGUUUGCAAACAAGAGAACCCGAGGGGCUUUCAUCGCCGCCGUAUUCUCUAUGCAAGGGCUUGGUAUUCUUGCUGGUGCUGGAGUCACCAUGGCUGUCACCUCCGCCUUCGACCGUGCCAUCAAGAAGGACUCAGACAUAUCAAACUCUGUCGAUAUUGCUUGGAGGUUGAUACUAAUGAUGGGUGCCUUGCCUGCUUCUUUAACCUUCUAUUGGAGGAUGACCAUGCCUGAAACAGCAAGGUUACUUUUAAUAGAACAAAACAUACCAAAAGCAACUGACGACGUGAGAGAUUUAGGAGAUUUAGACUUACCCGUCAUCGACGAGAACACAGAGCUUCAAGAUAGAACGCCAAUGACUUUGUUGCCAGCACAACCACCCUACGGUCUCUUCUCGAACCAGUUCCUCCAUGAGCACGGACGGCAUCUCUUUGCCUGUGCUGCUGCAUGGCUGAUUGUCGACAUCCCCUUCUAUAGCAGCACACUUUUUCAGUCUCAUAUCUAUCAUAAAUGGGUUGAAAAGGCAAAUGUUAACCCCUUUCAAGAGACCUACAACGUUGCCAAACUUCAGGCAAUCAUCGCCAUCUGUUCGACAAUUCCUGGUUACUGGGCUGCAGUAUACUCCAUUGAUCGGAUUGGAAGAAGGAAGCUUCAAAUGUUGGGGUUCUUCUUCAUGGCUGUGUUCUUGUUUGCAUUGGCAGGACCUUAUGAUGUGUAUUGGAAUGAUCAUACCAAUGGAUGGUUUAUGGUAUUAUAUGGACUCACCUUCUUUUUCUCAAACUUUGGUCCUAAUACUACUACAUUUAUCAUCCCUGCUGAGCUCUUUCCGGCGAGGUUGAGAUCAACCUGCCAUGGUAUAUCCGGUGCUGCCGGCAAGGUAGGGGCGAUCAUUGGAACUUUAGGAUUUCUCUGGGCUUCACAAGACAAGAGUAAAGAUAAUAAUAGAAAUAAUGGUUGGAAGCCGGGGAUUGGGAUGACGAAUUCUCUUAUUAUUCUCGGCAGUAUUUGUGUUCUUGGGCUUGUUCUUACUUAUUUCUUGACGCCAGAAACUAAAGGGAAGUCUUUGGAAUCGAAUGAAAGUGAAGAAAAUCAACCAAGCACAAUCAAGACAGAAACUGAUCAAAAUAACGAAGAAAUAAUUGAACUAGGAAUUUGUACUCCUAGUCCAAUUGCUGAGGCACCACUUUGGUGGCGAUAAUUUUAAUUAAGAUGAAUAGUUUGAACUUAAUUUUUAGCUAGUUUAUAUUUGAAUUUGAUGUAUAUUGCUUCAUAGUUUCCUAGAGGAGAGUUCAUGGUUCAUGCAUUUGUGUACCAUAUCCAUAUACAUUCCUGUUGUAUAGUCAAAGGUCUUAAUAUAAGAGUUGAGAUUUAGUCUA
Dioscorea cayenensis subsp. rotundata (Guinea yam) is the source of this 1958-nucleotide messenger RNA. RefSeq names its product probable inorganic phosphate transporter 1-10. Gene Ontology annotation, biological process: transmembrane transport. Lineage: Eukaryota; Viridiplantae; Streptophyta; Magnoliopsida; Dioscoreales; Dioscoreaceae. The transcript is spliced from 2 exons. The record is from RefSeq and is a predicted model, not a curated record. Gene Ontology annotation, cellular component: membrane. Gene Ontology annotation, molecular function: transmembrane transporter activity. The coding region runs from base 146 to 1780 and encodes 544 amino acids.